Messenger RNA from Staurois parvus, 412 nucleotides. The record is from the annotation of a GenBank genome assembly. Lineage: Eukaryota; Metazoa; Chordata; Amphibia; Anura; Ranidae.
UGCAGACAGUUGGUGACUUCUGCACACUGUGCGCUUCAGCAUGCGCUGACCCCGCUCUGUCAUUUUAUGUGGCCUACCACUUUGUGACUCAGUUGCUGUUGUUCCCAGUUGCUUCCACUUUGUUAUAAUACCACUAACAGUUGACUGGGAAAUGUUUAGUAGUAAGGAAAUUUCAUGGAUGGACUUAUUGCACAGGUGGCAUACUAUCACGUUUGGACUGCCUGUGCAACCUCUGUAGGGUCCAGGUAUCGCCUCAUGCUACCAGCAGUGACACUGACCCUAGUCAAAUCCGUGCCGCCCUGCCACCGUAUUUAUACAGUGGCUGGACGGCAUGUGGUUAAAGUUCAUGUGCGUGUAAAGGCUGGCGUCCCAAUACUUUUGGCAAUAUAGUGUAUAAUAGCCUGAUUCAUCA